AUGCACUCCUCAUCUGACCGCGAGCAGCUUGACACAGGACUGCAGCCGGACAGCGUCGACCGAGGCAGCGAGCUCCACCGCCAGCGCCGUCUCAAGCGCAGCCACCAGCUGAUGACCGACCAGGAUGAUGGCUUCGCCUCUUCUCACGUCGAGCAACAACAACAGCAGCAGCAGCAGCUUCUGUGCAAAUACAAGUCCGGCAAGUGUUCAAACCCGCGCGCUACAAAGCGGAAUGGGCAGCUCCAUACGCUCUGUCACUUCCACCGGGAUCGCCAGAACGAGCAUCAGCGCAAGAGCGACCGCAAGCACCGCAUGGUGAGUGUCACACGGCGCGCCAAACUCGGCAGCAUCGGCGUCGGUAGCGAGAGCACUCGUCGCCACAGUCUCCACUCCAUCACGUCGUUGGAGGCCGCUUUUCCAAGUGCAGCUUCAAGUUCGCCGUUGGAUCGAUUCGGGUACGAUGGAAACGCACCAGACACUUUCAGGAACGUGCAGUAUACCGCAGGGAAUGUACCCAUUAGAGCACCAGGAGGAAGAGGAGACGGACCAGCACCGCCACUGCCACCACCUGCAGGAACAACACGCUUACCUCCCAUUAGAUUCCUCAUGCCUGGAAAACUCGAUGGCUACCGCGCUUCCAGUACAUCCGCACUCGGUCCACCCUCCGGUACUUUUCUAUCCGAUAGCCUCAACGAUGACGCGGACCGAUCAGCGUGA
This is a messenger RNA of Peronospora matthiolae, 717 nucleotides long. NCBI's taxonomy places the organism in Eukaryota, Oomycota, Peronosporomycetes, Peronosporales, Peronosporaceae. The record is from the annotation of a GenBank genome assembly.